This is a messenger RNA of Dujonia railenensis, 1977 nucleotides long. NCBI's taxonomy places the organism in Eukaryota, Fungi, Ascomycota, Pichiomycetes, Serinales, Debaryomycetaceae. The record is from the annotation of a GenBank genome assembly.
AUGAAUGUGUUGAAGCUACAAAAGAAAUUUCCUGUUUUGCAACAAUCUGAUUUGUUUCAAAUCAUUGAGGACUUUAGAACAAUUGAUUUAGAAGACAAAGGAUGGGUAGAAAAGAAAGAAGUAAUCAACAGUGUUAGCAAGUCUGGAAGUUACACUUACGACGAAGCAAGAGAAACCUUGAAGAAGGUUGAUGUUGAUGCAUCUGGGCAUGUUGAAUUGGAUGACUACGUCGAGUUAAUUGCCAAGUUAAAGGAAAGUGGAUCUUCACCAGGAUCCGCUCCAAUACCUUCGGGAUCUCUUGCUCCGGCUUCAUCAGGUCUCAAUGUCCCCACGACUCCCUCAAAAUCAUCUUUUGGUGGAUCUUCUGCCCCAACGUCUCCAAAUCCAAGUAAAAAGACUUAUAUCGGAGGUAAGACUUCUGGUACCACCCAUACUAUCAACGAUGAAGAAAGAACUGAAUUCACAAGACAUAUAAACUCUGUCCUUCUGGAUGAUGUGGACAUCGGUUCAAGAUUACCAUUUGAUACUGAGACUUUCCAAAUCUUCGACGAAUGUAGAGAUGGUCUUGUGUUGUCCAAGUUAAUUAAUGACAGUGUCCCAGACACCAUCGAUACUAGAGUUUUGAAUUUACCAAACGCAAAGAGAAAGGUAUUAAAUAACUUCCAAAUGUCAGAAAAUGCGAAUAUUGUUAUUAAUUCUGCUAAGGCAAUUGGAUGUGUUGUCGUCAACGUUCACUCUGAAGAUAUUAUCGACGGCAAAGAACAUUUAAUCUUGGGAUUGAUUUGGCAGAUUAUUAGAAGAGGCUUACUUUCUAAAGUUGAUAUCAAAUACCAUCCUGAAUUAUACCGUUUAUUGGAAGAUGAUGAAACUAUUGAACAAUUUUUAAGAUUACCACCAGAACAAAUUUUAUUAAGAUGGUUCAACUACCAUUUGAAGAAUGCAGGACACUCAAGAAGAGUCAGCAAUUUCUCCAAGGAUAUCAGUGAUGGUGAGAACUACACUGUAUUAUUGCACCAGUUGGUACCCGAACACUGUGAUUUAUCCGCCUUAAAUUCGUCAGAUUUACUCACCAGAGCCGAAAAAGUUUUACAAAAUGCUGAUAAAAUUGGCUGCAGAAAAUAUUUAACUCCUAACUCACUUGUAUCUGGUAACCCUAAGUUGAACUUGGCCUUUGUAGCCAAUCUCUUUAACAAUUAUCCAGGUUUAGAUCCAAUCGAAGAAAGUGAAAAGCCAGAAAUUGAAGAGUUUGACGCUGAAGGGGAAAGAGAAGCAAGAGUAUUCACAUUGUGGCUUAACUCUUUAGAUGUGGAUCCACCAAUUGUUUCACUUUUUGAAGAUUUGAAGGAUGGUUUAGUAUUAUUACAGGCCUUCGAAAAGGUUAUGCCUGGAACAGUUUCCGUUAAGCAUAUCAAUAAGAAGCCUGCUAAUGGAGGUGAGGUUUCUAGAUUUAAGGCAUUGGAAAAUACCAACUAUGCCGUGGAAAUUGGAAAAUCUCAGAAGUUUUCCCUUGUCGGUAUUGAAGGGUCCGAUAUUGUGGAUGGUAAUAAGUUAUUAACGUUAGCAUUGGUUUGGCAAUUAAUGAGGAGAAAUAUCACUCAAACUUUAGCCCAAUUAGGUGGAGCCGGUGGUAACCACAAUUUAACUGAUAGUGACAUGAUUAAGUGGGCUAAUGCACAAGCCAGUAAGGGUGGAAAGUCAGGCUCUCUUAGAUCUUUCAAGGACAGUUCAUUAAGUAAUAGUGUAUUUCUUUUGGAUGUGCUCAAUGGUAUCAAACCUGGAUAUGUUGAUUACGAUUUAGUAUACCAGGGAAAUAACUUAAGCGACGAAGAGAAGUAUGCCAAUGCUAGAUUAGCCAUUUCUAUUGCUAGAAAGUUGGGAGCAUUAAUUUGGUUAGUUCCUGAAGAUAUCAAUGAAGUAAGAAGUAGAUUGAUCAUGACUUUCGUUGGUAGUUUGAUGUGUGUUGCUGAAAAUUUGUAA